Messenger RNA from Emiliania huxleyi CCMP1516, 966 nucleotides. RefSeq lists its product as hypothetical. Bases 56 to 718 code for a protein of 220 amino acids. The record is from RefSeq and is a predicted model, not a curated record. NCBI's taxonomy places the organism in Eukaryota, Haptophyta, Isochrysidales, Noelaerhabdaceae. The transcript has 3 exons. Gene Ontology annotation, molecular function: peroxiredoxin activity.
GCGAGUUCCCGACCAAAAGUGCUCACACGCUGAGCCUGAGCUCCCCAGGCACAAAAUGACGACUGACGAGACCAAAACCGGCAAGGUCUGGACCAGCUGGGCAACUUUCCUCCGCGACCACACCCGUUUCAUGGUCGAGCUGCCCGGCUACCUCGCCGCCUACCUCUGGCCGGGGCGCAGCCUGGACCCAAUCACGCUCGAAUCGGUGAUGCUCACCGUCAACUCCGUCAACACUUGCCCGUACUGCACGGGGCUCCACGGGCAGCUCGCUCGCAUGGCGGGCGCGGAGCCUGAUGCGCAGGCGCCCGCCGUCAAGUACGCCACCACCUUUGCGCACGAGGCGGGCCGAGGAGCGGACGAGCGCGCCGCCUUCGAGUCGCUCUCGAAGGAGCUGGGAGACCGGAAGGCGUCCUCUGUGCGCUCCCUCUGCUGGGCGCUCCUCUGGGGCAAGACGACGGGCAACUCGAUCAACUCGACCCGCAGCAAGCUGCUCUCGCUCGACCUCAUGAGCCUCACCGCCCUCGAGGUGCUCGUGUUCGCGUACUACGGGCCCCUCUUCCUCGUGAUUGGCGUGCUCAACGCGCUGCUCACCAAGGCGCCUCCCGUCCCGCCGUGGGCGUCGACCCUCGUUGGCGCCACGCUGUACGUGCCCCAGAUGAUGCACAUCCUCCCGAUGGGGCUCGCCAGCGUCGCCGCCCGCGGCGGCUCCGUCGCUUGACUCGCCAGACGCGGCGACCGCCACAUCUGUCCACCGCUGCUCUCACGAUCAAGUGAGACACCGCUCUCUGAGAGAAGAUGAGAGAAGCGGGGGUGCCGCACAACGUACAUACCAUGUGAGAGCGAGCUAAAGGUAAAGCCGCGUCCGCACGCAGACGCACGCACGCACGCACCUCCACCGGGUCAGCAGACCAGUCUGGGUCUCUGCACUCUAGGACUGCCAGACGCGUACGUGAUAUGCACUCAAAA